Acinonyx jubatus (cheetah) is the source of this 1244-nucleotide messenger RNA. RefSeq names its product leucine rich repeat containing 3C (gene LRRC3C). NCBI's taxonomy places the organism in Eukaryota, Metazoa, Chordata, Mammalia, Carnivora, Felidae. Bases 1 to 1104 code for a protein of 367 amino acids. Gene Ontology annotation, molecular function: protein binding. Gene Ontology annotation, cellular component: plasma membrane. The record is from RefSeq and is a predicted model, not a curated record. The transcript has 2 exons.
AUGGCUGCUGGAGGCAAUGGGUGUGAGAUGGGGCCCACCCCAAUUCUGCCCCCCAGGCCUGCCAAGCAGGGAUCCUUCUGCUGGGCCAGGCUGUGGGCAACCAGCAGAGGUUCUGAGAGGCGGAGUCUCAGCCUGGAGGAAGUCUCAGCUGGGAGAGGAGGGACAGAAGACGACAAUGUCAAGGCCUUGGGAGGGGAGCCUGAAGCAGAGAAAGGAAUUGGGGCCUGGUCUCCCCAUGACAGAGUUCAUCAGGGUCCAGGAUCUGCCCUGUCUUGGCAUCGCCUGGCCAGGCCAUGGCUCAGAUCCUACUGCACUCCAGGACUAUGCCAAUAUUUGGCCAUGCUCCUACCAGCCAGUCACCUCCUCUCUCUCCUGCUGGUGCUAGGCACAGGUGGCACGGUGCCCAGCCCCUGGGUGCCUCCUCAGGGCUGCUACGUGGCAGAAGAAGCUGGUGAGAGGACAUUCCGCUGCAGCCAGGCAGGCCUGAGUGCUGUGCCCACCGGCAUCCCCAACGACACCCGCAAGCUCUACCUGGAUGCCAACCAGCUGGCAUCAGUGCCAGCUGGAGCCUUCCAGCACCUGCCUGUCCUGGAGGAGCUGGAUCUGUCCCAUAAUGCCCUUGUCCACCUCUCAGGGGCUGCUUUCCAGGGCCUGGCAGGCAGUCUGCGCCACCUUGACCUCUCUGCCAACCAGCUGGCCUCGGUGCCUGUGGAGGCCUUCGUGGGCCUGAAGAUCCAAGUGAAUCUAUCCGCCAACCCAUGGCGCUGUGACUGUGCCCUCCAGGAGGUGCUCAGGCAGGUGAGGCUGGCACCGGACACUGGAACAGGCAUCGUGUGUGGCCCCGGAGCCCGACCAGACCUCGUGGGGCAAGAGUUCCUGCCGCUGGCAGGGGAGGAAGAGCUGUGUGGGACGGGGCGGGGUGGGGCCCAGCGGAGCACUGAUGUAGCCCUGCUGGUCACCAUGGGGGGCUGGCUGGUGCUCGUGGUGGCUUAUCUGGCGCACUACGUGUGGCAGAACCGGGAUGAGACUCGACGUCCCCUCAAGCCGGCCCCCGUGCUGCCCGUGCGCUCUGAGGACUCCUCUACCCUCAGCACAGUGGUCUGAGGACCAGGGCCACUCCUCCAGCCCCAUGCCCCACACUCCUACCACCGUGCCCUCUCUUUUCCUCUAACCCUCUGCCUCCUCUACAGCCCCCCAUCCCCCAAAUUCCUCCCCACUUCCUCCUCUGUCUCCCCUAAACACCU